Messenger RNA from Erythranthe guttata (spotted monkey flower), 4048 nucleotides. The record is from RefSeq and is a predicted model, not a curated record. Lineage: Eukaryota; Viridiplantae; Streptophyta; Magnoliopsida; Lamiales; Phrymaceae.
AGAGAGAGAGAGAGAGAGAGAGAGAGGGGGAUCCGAGGUGAUGUUUCUGAGUGAAAUUCUGGUGAGAAUUGGAAAUUGAACCCUCGUUUCAAUUUCAUUGAUUUGUUCAGGCAUUAACAAAAAGAUGGAGGUCACUUUGCCGCUUCAAAGAUCUCCGAGUUGCAGAACAGUGUUCUCCGAGAGAACACAGUUCAGGAUCAAGCCGUUUCUCGGAUUUUUGCCCACACAAUCUUUCAACUGGAAAAGGGAUCACGUGGCAGCCAACAUUACAUAUCGAAUCACUGCAAGUGCGGACUUUUCAAGAAGGAGGCCGAGGAGAAUUUCCACACCAAGGUCUAAUGAUUCUACACCUAGGGGAUUUACACCAAGAACUCAGGUCCCUACAACAAGCAUCCAGCGAAGGGGUCAGAAGAACAACGAAAAAAAGAAAGGUACAGGCCCUUCACCAGCCCCGGAGUUUACAAUUCCGGGUUCUAAUACUGAAACACCUCAAUUAAAAACUGGAUCUGAUGAGGAAGAGGUAUCGGGCGUUAAUCUAGUUGUAGCAAAAGCAGAGGCGGAAAGUGAUGGCAUUGGCCUAGGGGUUGCAUCAACCAGUGAAUCGUUAUUUGACGAGGAUAAAAUAAGUCAAUUUGAAGAAACUGUGCGAAUGCCUGAAGUGGACGAGCGAAUCAUAGUGGAAUCAAAAGAUGCCAAAGGAAUCACCGAGAGUGAGGUCAGUAAUAAUGCAGGUAGAUUACUUAAUGUAAAUAUGGUGCUUGAUACGGUAAAAGAUAAAGAGACUAGAUGGAAUAAAAACAUCAGGAUUGAUGAUUUGCAGGAGAAGGCGUUAGUAUCUGGGGAUAUUGAUGUUUCAGUAUAUGGGAGAGUUAUUGAAGAAAAACAGAUAUAUACUAAAAGCAGUGAAGAUGGAGGGGGGGAGAACAUCGAGAAAGAGGAGUCUGUAGAAGAAAUAGAUAUCUCUAAAGUUGGAAAUAAUGCAUCAAGAGAAACAGAUUCAAGAAAUGAGACUAUAUCGAAGACUGUAGAUAAGGUUGAAAGCAUCAACUCUGUUGAUGAUUUCCAUAAACGUCCAUCUGUGAAGCCAGAAGGAGUUGAUGAAGGUUAUAACUCAAUUAGUGAGGAUAAAAAGAAGGCAGAUAAUUUUCUGAAGCUAAAACUGGAGUCGGAAGAAAUUUUACGUAAAGAGGCAUUGGAUAGGCUUGCCAGCGAUAAUUUCAGGAAAGGGCACAAAUUAUUUUAUUACCCCGAAAUUGUAGAACCCGAUCAAGAUAUAGAAAUAUUUUUCAACAGAAGUUUCUCCACUUUGAAAUUUGAGCCAGAUGUUAUUAUCAUGGGAGCUUUUAAUGACUGGAAGUGGAAAUCAUUUGCCAUUAACUUGAGCAAGACCCAGUUAAACGGGGAUUGGUGGUCUUGCAAGGUCUAUGUUCCUAGGGAAGCUUACAAAAUUGAUUUUGUGUUCUAUAAUGGGAAUGACGUCUAUGAAAACAAUGACGAGCAAGAUUUCUGCAUAACUGUGGAGGGUGGAAUGGAUGGAUUCGAUUUUGAAAAUUUCUUGCUUGAAGAGAAACGCAAGGAACAGGAAGAAGUUAUGAGACGGAAAGCUGAAAGGGAAAGACAAGUGGAAGAACAAAGGCGUAUAGAAGCAGAAAUAGUAGAAAGUGAAGCUGAUCGAGCUCAGGCCAAAGAGGAAGUUGCAAAGAGAAGGGGAAUGCUGCAAGAGUUGCUGAAAGAUGCUGUGACAUCGUUUGUUAAUGUCUGGUACAUAGAGCCUUCUGAUUUCCUUGUUUCGAAGCUCAUCAAAUCUGAGAGCAAAGACGGAGACUGGUGCUGUGCUGACGUUGUUGUACCAGAUCAAGCCGUUGUUUUGGACUGGGUUUUUGCUGAUGGACCACCAGAGCAAGCAGUUGUUUAUGACAACAAUCUUCUCCAAGACUUUCAUGCAAUUGUUCCCAAAUCCAUCCCUGGGGAACUAUAUUGGGUUGAGGAAGAACAACAAAUAUAUAAAAACCUUCAGGCAGAAAGGAGAUUCAGAGAAGAAGCACUACGGGCCAAGGCUGAAAAAACUGUGCGUCUGAAAGAGGAAACAAAGGAAAGGACUUUGAAGACAUUUUUAUUGUCUCAAAAGCAUAUUGUCUAUACUGACCCCAUUGAUGUCCAUGCUGGAAGCACAGUCACUGUAUUUUAUAAUCCAGCCAACACUGUUCUUAAAGGAAAAUCUGAAAUCUGGUUGAGAUGUUCGUUCAAUCGGUGGACACAUCGCAUGGGUCUAUUGCCACCUCAAAAAAUGAUCCCUAUCGAAAAUGGUUCUCAUCUUAAAGCAACUGUGAAGGUUCCCUUGGAUGCAUAUAUGAUGGACUUUGUGUUCUCUGAGAGAGAAGAUGGCGGAAUUUUCGACAACAAGAAUGGUAUGGACUACCACGUACCAGUAUUUGGAGGAGUCGUGAAGGAGCCUCCAAUGCACAUUGUACAUAUAGCAGUUGAAAUGGCACCUAUUGCAAAGGUGGGUGGUCUUGGUGAUGUUGUCACUAGUCUUUCUCGAGCUGUUCAGGACAUGAACCAUAAUGUGGACAUUAUCCUUCCAAAAUAUGACUGUUUGAAACACAGCAAUGUGAAGGAUUUGCAGUUCCACAAGAGCUAUUCCUGGGGUGGGACUGAGAUUAAAGUUUGGACUGGGAAGGUGGAAGGCGUCUCUGUCUACUUUUUGGAGCCUCAAAAUGGAUUAUUUUGGGUUGGUUGUAUUUAUGGACGUGCUAAUGAUGGGGAAAGAUUUGGUUUCUUUUGCCAUGCAGCUCUUGAGUUUCUUCUGCAAAGUGGAUUUCAUCCUGAUAUAAUUCACUGUCACGAUUGGUCUAGUGCUCCAGUUGCGUGGUUAUUUAAGGAACAUUACAUGCAUUAUGGCCUCAGUAAAGCCCGAGUUGUUUUCACCAUACACAACCUUGAAUUUGGAGCAAAUUUGAUUAGGAAAGCCAUGGAAUUCUCAGACAAGGCUACAACCGUAUCCCCUACUUAUGCUCAGGAAGUUUCUGGAAAUUCAGCAGUCGCCCCUUACCUUUUCAAGUUUCACGGUAUUCUGAAUGGAAUUGAUCCAGACAUAUGGGAUCCAUACAAUGAUAAGUUCCUUCCUGUAUCUUAUACUUCAGAAAACGUCGUUGAAGGCAAAAGAGCUGCCAAAGAAGCUUUGCAGGAAAAACUGGGGCUGGAAAAGUCUGAUCUGCCCUUGGUAGGAAUCAUUACUCGAUUGACUCACCAGAAAGGAAUCCACCUCAUCAAACACGCCAUCUGGCGAACCCUCGAACGCAAUGGACAAGUGGUUCUGUUGGGUUCAGCUCCUGAUCCUCGGAUCCAGAAUGAUUUUGUGAGUUUGGCAAAUCAGUUGCAUUCUUCACAUGGUCAUCGUGCAAACCUGUGUUUGACGUAUGAUGAGCCUCUCUCGCACUUGAUAUAUGCUGGUGCAGAUUUCAUUCUGGUCCCUUCGAUAUUUGAACCAUGUGGACUAACUCAACUCACUGCGAUGAGAUAUGGAUCAAUUCCCGUUGUUCGAAAAACUGGUGGACUCCAUGAUACUGUUUUUGAUGUUGACCACGAUUUAGAAAGAGCACAAGCAUGUGGUCUUGAACCAAAUGGAUUUAAUUUCGACGGAGCAGAUGGUGCUGGUGUUGAUUAUGCUCUCAACAGAGCAAUAUCUGCAUGGUAUGAUGGAAGAGAGUGGUUUGAUUCGUUAUGCAAGCGUGUAAUGGAGCAAGAUUGGUCUUGGAAUCGACCCGCUCUUGACUACUUGGAGCUCUACCAUUCUGCUCGCAAAUGAGAGAAUUGAAGAUCAGAUCAAGAAACGACUUUGUACAGGUUUUUAUUGCUAGAUCCAGACCUCCUUUUUUUCUAAUAUCAUUUUGAAAUAAAAUAUAUACACCAAUAGCUGUAGAUUGAUAAUUGUCUCUUUGUUUUGAUCCAUCUAGUUUACAUUAAUAAUAAUGUAUGAUGGAAUUUUUUUGGAGUAAAAUUAGUAUUGAAGAGAGAUAAUUUAUUCAUUCCUCACAAAUGCUUAAAA